AUGGCAACCGAUCUGGCAUCGCCGGUAGGCCUUGCCCAUCCGGACGAAGCUGAAUAUAUCGAUUAUUCCGACGACGAGCCUGAUACCUCCCCUAUCAAGCCCAACGCGGAUUCAACAUCGUAUUUCGAAUCGGCAAAGCCCGCUGUCGAGACCUCCGAAAGCACACAAGGUGACUCUGCCGGCGUCGCAGAGUUACUCGCCGAAGACCUACACGGUGCCUCUGACGUGGCAACCACGGGCGGGGAACCACUGCCCCAAAGCGAUGCUGUCCUUGCCGACGGCGUUCAACACGACGACCCAGAUUCUAUCGCGCAAGUUGCCGACGCCGCCGAAAAUGGCCUGGUCGAGAACGAGAUUGGUUGGGAGGGCGAACAACAUGACGAACAAGAUGAGUCGAUGCAGCAAGACGAUGCCGUUGCCGAUCAAGACCAGCAGUACCAGGAGCAUGCUGAGCAGUACCAUGCUAUUGCUGAUGGCCAGCUUGCGAACACCUUUACGGAUGCCCAGAGCCACCAAGCACGAGACCAGGGCGCAGAAACAGCGUCCGCUGUCGACGGUGCCGUCAGUGCUCUAGACCAGUCUAUGCAAGAGAACGAUGAACCGAACAAUGAACUGAACGAGAUUGAUUACGAGGACGAUGGCGCGAUGACAGCCGAGACUACAGAGGGAGAUCUUGAAGGCCAGCAUGCAGAUGAAGAGCUGGAGCACGAAACGGAAGAAAAUGUUGCGUUGGCGCAGGAGGUGCCUGAGCCUUCUUCUGUCGAAGAAGACGCCUCGCACGAGGCACUCCUUGAUGACCAAGGAGAAGGUCGCGAUGACGAAGCAGGCGCCGACCCGAGCACGAAUGCUGAGGCCCUGAUUGCCGAUUCAUCUGCUGCAUCCCUCGACACCCCUGACGAGGAAGAUGCGCAGAUGCCGGUCGUCACCGUCACGUGGCAUGGCGUGGAGUACCCCAUGUUCUACAAUUCUGUGGGAAGUGAAGGUCGAGACUGCUUCUUUCAUGAUCUGAGCGUCUUGCAGUGCAAGAUGGAGGAGCUGUUGGCAAGCUUGCGACGAGUUCUGGUGGACGACGUUGCAGAGUCUGAUGAGCUCGUCUUGCAAGUGGAAGAGCUAGGACUCGAAUUUGCAGAGUCAAGCCAUCCCGACCAUUUCUCUGAGAUUACGCUCGGGAGCAUCCUCCAGGUCUUCGAUCACCUUGUGAAAAACAAGGACCCAGAAGCAACGAGGCCGAUGUACGCGCUUUUGAUCACACGCCCAAAUUGUAGCAAGCGAUGGUCUUCCCUUAUAGAAGAUGCAUGGAACGGGAAGAACAUUGACGAAGUCAGCUACUCGUUUCACUCACGAGACCAAGAGGCCAUCGAGGAAGCUGAGGUGGAGGCCGAGGACGCUGAGAUGUUCCUUAACCAGGACGACCUUGAUGACGACAUGGGUGGGGAUUUUGACGACUUGGUUGAGCAAGACAACGAAGCAGACCAUGAGCUCCAUGACUCUGCUGACGAAGGUCGGGACGAUCCUGAGUUGACUAACGAUGCUGACGAAGGCACGACUACCCUCGACGCCAAUGAGCUUGACCUCACGGUCGACGCGACUGGCGACGUAGCUGCUCUUCAAGACUCUGAACAAAUUGCGCCCCUUGAGACGGACACAUUGACAUCCGUCACGGCUGUAGACGAAACAGACAUCAAUGCCAGUGCAGCAGACGCCUCGAUGCUGGAUGAUGUUGCUGCCUUGGGCGAAUUCGACACGGUACCAGACCCAGAUGCCACUGUGCUCGCGGAGCUCGACGAGCCUGUCACCACGGCUGCAUUGCUGGAAGACGUGAAUGCGUCCAUUCAAAUGCCUGAGGCGAUCGAUGGUGACGGCCAACAGGCGACCGAACUGAAUGCACCUCUUCUCGGCGACGAAUUCAACCCCUUGCUCGCUGCAGAAGCAAGCAACAAUGGUCCGAAUGAGCAGCAACAGACAACUGGAUACGCAGGCAAUGAUGAACAGUUAGGCCUGGAGCCAGAUGAAACUGGCGUCGAUAUGUCUGUUGUCAACCAGGGGACCCCGGUUACCAGCGCGACCGCGACCCUAGACGGCGACGAGGUAGAUGAUCUCGGCGCCGAGAUCGACCUGACAGCCGACAUACCACAAGAUGGAGAGACAAUCAAUGGAAACUCUGAGCACGGCCCUAAUGACCUCGAAGAGAUUGACUGGCGAGAUUUUCCCGGGGACGGCGAUGAUGAGGUUUCCCACGAGUCUACAUCAGUCUCUGGAAAACGACCCAGGACUGACGAGGACGACCUGCUAGGUGCCGAAGACGAGCAAGACGCAAAACGUCUUCGGUCUUGA
Messenger RNA from Verticillium nonalfalfae, 2334 nucleotides. RefSeq lists its product as uncharacterized. The transcript is spliced from 4 exons. NCBI's taxonomy places the organism in Eukaryota, Fungi, Ascomycota, Sordariomycetes, Glomerellales, Plectosphaerellaceae. The record is from RefSeq and is a predicted model, not a curated record. The coding region runs from base 1 to 2334 and encodes 777 amino acids.